Molecule: messenger RNA, 1524 nt
Organism: Guillardia theta CCMP2712
Lineage: Eukaryota; Cryptophyceae; Pyrenomonadales; Geminigeraceae
Exons: 5
Coding region: 1-1524 (507 amino acids)
Biological process (GO): protein autoprocessing; intein-mediated protein splicing
Source: RefSeq, a predicted model, not a curated record
AUGGCAGCGACGCUGGAGCAGCUGCCGCUUAUGGCGCGCGGAUCGACACGACAGACUUCGUACAGAAUCCUGCCAGCAGCAGCAGCCAUCUUGGCUUCUUCCCUUGCAGUCCUUCUGGUGUACACGGCAGUCAGGUCUCCACCCUCAGGUGUGGGAAUCUCGUUAGCACAGGCUCAGGCCAUGCAGGCGCAGGGAGGACAGGCGCCAACCCUCUACUACGUUCCCGUCAACGCUAUCCCGGCAGGAUCGAGGUUUGUAGGAGGUGCUCAGUCUCGUGUUGCCAAGGCCGUUCAGCAGCAGCCUGUUGUCUACUACUACAUGCCGCAGCAGAUGCUUGCAGGGGACAAUGCCACUAGUGGCAACAGCACUGCUGCUGCUGCACCCAGCUUCGUAUGCACAGUGCAGAACAUCAUGGCUCUGCAUGCUGAGGCUCAGCCGAAGUGGGACAAGUGCAAGAGUAACCCCAACUACGUUGUUCCGAACAAGGAUGCCAAGCGAAGAUUGUUGGAGUGGGUGUGGGAGCCCAAGGAAGGAGAGCAGAAGACUGUCAAGCCUCAACAUCGCCCUAGCUACUACAGAAUGCACCUGGAGGAGGGAGCGCGAAGGAUGUACCACAAGGUCAUUGCUAUGAGGGCCAAGACUCAGACUAGAGCUGCUGCUUUGCACCGCUCCUUCCCUUCUCUUGCGGCCGACAAUGCCACCAGCGCAAAUGCUACCGCGGCACCUAGCGGACCAUCUCUCUCUGAGUGCGAGAUCCAGGCUGUCGGCGAGGCCUGUGCCAAGAUCUCUUCCUGUGCCAACCCUGUGUGCAGCAGCUACUACAACGAGCCUGAGAUCGAGGCUCUUUGCGGUAUGUGCGGCAUGGCUGCUGCAGGCUGGGGUUGCUUUGCUCAGGAUUCUGUCGUGUCCAUGGCCGACGGCAGCGCGAGGCUGCUGAAGGAGGUGGCUGUGGGAGAUGCUGUCCAGUCGGUUUCAUCUGAGGGCAAGAUCGUGUCGUCCCGUGUCAUCUUUGUCCACGAUCACAAGGAAGUUUCCGCAACCGUCCGCAUCUCUCACGGUCAUGACACCAUGGAGCUCACCACCGAGCACAUGGUUCCGAUGCACUCCGAGGCCUGCGGUGACAGGUACUGUGAUGCUGCCGAGCUCAUUGCUGCAAAGAAUGUCAAGGUUGGGGACAAGAUCUACGUUGCCAAGGAGCGUGCAUCCCACGUUGUGGCAGUGUCGAGAGGAAUCUCACUAGUUCGCUACGUUCUCACCGAGAACGACAGCAUCGUUGUCAACGGGGUUGUGGCUUCUGUCUACUCAACGGCCGCCAAGACCCUUGAGACUCUUCCAUUCCGCCUUGUCGACAAGAUGGUCAAGGGCGUGCUGCAGUGGGACCCAGUCGCUACCUCCCUCAGGAUCAUCUUGGAAUCUCCUGCUUUGAGAAACUUCGAGUUUGCCCUCAACGCCGUUGCUAACUUGCCCUCUAUGGCUGCCCCCAAGAGCAACCCUCUCGUUCACGUCAGCCACCUCUCUCAGUAA